Messenger RNA from Gadus macrocephalus (Pacific cod), 2887 nucleotides. RefSeq lists its product as uncharacterized. The transcript has 7 exons. NCBI's taxonomy places the organism in Eukaryota, Metazoa, Chordata, Actinopteri, Gadiformes, Gadidae. The record is from RefSeq and is a predicted model, not a curated record. Bases 754 to 1770 code for a protein of 338 amino acids.
AAGAUAAGAUAAGGUAGGCCUAAGUAAAUCAGUGUUGAGCCUGAACUCUACACGUCUGCUAUUCAUCCACAUAUGUGUGUGUGGAUCUCAGCGGCCCCGCUAGUGGCGCUGACCCUACAGUAGACCUGGUCCAGGUCCUGGUCCCGCUCCUGGUCCAGGGGUUCCGCGCCCGCUCCCGGUUCCGGUCGCGCUAUCGGUCCCGCUCUCGGUCCCGGUCCGGCCGCCAGGCGGCGCCGCUAGACCGCGGAUCGGCCCGCAGCUCCAGAGCAGAAAGCCCCUCGGUGUGACGAGCUGCUUCCUGACCAGACCUGCCGGGAGCCACACCUCGGACCCGAGAUCCGAGACCCGAGAUUCGAGACAAGGACCCGCGACCGAACGGCAGGAUCUAUACUCCAGACCCGGACCAUUCGGACCCUCUCGGAGUGCGAGCAGAGCCUGGGAGAAGGAGCGGAACGCGUUUCUGCUCUGUGGAGAACGAGGAAGAGGAGACGUCACCGGGUUCAACUGUUCCUGGUCCGUAGGCGACUCGCUCAGGUCUCCACGGUGAACCCACCGACUGCUGAGCCGUUCGGUGGCCCUGGGGUCAGAGAUGAGCCCUGAGGAAUCCCUGUUUCCCUGUUGCCGUGGUAACCACAUCCCAUGACCUGACUCCAGCAGCUGAAUGCCCCACAGCGUCGCCACGGAAACCAACCCCAGCGUGGCGCUCCGGGUGUCGCGGAGUCUCGGGAUGAGCGAGUUUUGGCACAAGAUGGGAUGCUGCGUGGUCGCCACGCAACCACAGAAGAGGAGGAGGAGGCCGAAGAUAGACCUCAGUAUGAUCGGGGAGCCCACCAACUUCAUGCACCUCACCCACAUCGGCUCUGGAGAGAUGGCCGACGGACCGUCAGGGUCGAUGCAAGAACAGAUGCGGUCGAAAGGACCCCCCACGAACGGCAGAAACAGUCUCUUAUAGUAGAUAUAGAUAUAGAUAUAGACACUAUAUCUAUAUCUAUAUCUACACGUCUCUUAUUGCUGUUCUGCAUUGACACAUCUGGUCCUGCUGGAUGCAAUCCUGUUCCAAACAUCUGGUCCCUCCUGGUCCCUCCUGGUCCCUCCUGGUCCCUCCCGGUCUCUCCUGGUCCUUCCCGUUCUCUCCUGGUCCCUCCCGGUCCCUCCUGGUCUCUCCUGGUCCCUCCUGGUCCCUCCUGGUCCCUCCUGGUCCCUCCCGGUCUCUCCUGGUCCCUCCCGGUCUCUCCUGGUCUCUCCUGGUCCCUCCUGGUCUCUCCUGGUCUCUCCUGGUCUCUCCUGGUCCCUCCUGGUCCCUCCCGGUCUCUCCUGGUCCCUCCCGGUUUCUCCUGGUCCCUCCCGGUCUCUCCUGGUCCCUACCGGUCUCUCCUGGUCCCUCCUGGUCCCUCCUGGUUCCUCCUGGUCCCUCCCGGUCCCUCCUGGUCCCUACCGGUCUCUCCCGGUCCCUCCUGGUCCCUCCUGGUUUCUCCUGGACCCUCCUGGUCUCUCCCGGUCUCUCAUGGACCCAGUACCCUGGCCCUCCAUCCCGGACCCUCUUCUUCUUCACCUUCCUCUCACUGCGUGUCCCGUCCCCCCCUCUGGACAGACCCCCACAGUGCCUGGAGGACAGAAGGACUACUGGAGGACAGACGGACUACUGGACUAGUAAUGAAAGACUCUUUGGGAGGAGGGGAGGGGUGGAUAAAGGCUGUCUUCAUGAGCUCAUUUCACUGCUGUUGUGUUAGCUGUUGUGUUAGCUGUUGUGUUAGCUGGUGUGUUAGCUGAUGUGUUAGCUGAUGUGUUAGCUGGUGUGUUAGCUGAUGUGUUAGCUGGUGUGUUAGCUGUUGUGUUAGCCGUUGUGUUAGCUGUCGUGUUAGCUGUCGUGUUAGCUGUGGUGUUAGCUGUGGUGUUAGCUGUUGUGUUAGCUGUGGUGUUAGCUGAUGUGUUAGCUGAUGUGUUAGCUGUGGUGUUAGCUGAUGUGUUAGCUGAUGUGUUAGCUGAUGUGUUAGCUGUCGUGUCGUGGUGGUUUCUAAACAACGGGGACCUGCUCCCUUAACCCAGUGACUCCUCUGUCUGGGAGGAGGAGUCACUGGUUAGUCAUUAACCUAACGAGUGGAGUAAGGUUCAGUAUGGUGCAGUUAGGUGGAGUAAGGUUCAGUUAGGUGGAGCAAGAUGCAGUUAGGUCGAGCAAGGUGCAGUAAGGUGGAGUAAGGUGCAGUCAGGUGCAGUAAGGUGAAGUGAGGAGCAGUCAGGUGGAGUUAGGUGGAGUAAGGUGGAGUGAGGUGCAGUCAGGUGGAGUAAGGUGGAGUAAGGUGCAGUCAGGUGGAGUAAGGUGGAGUGAGGAGCAGUCAGGUGCAGUUAGGUGGAGUAAGGUGGAGUGAGCAGCAGUCAGGUGGAGUAAGGUGCAGUUAGGUGGAGUAAGGUGCAGUCAGGUCGUUGGAGUGAAGUUAGGUGGAGAAAGGGUAAAGAAACACCUACUGGUCCUCUCCCCCUAAUUUCUCCCUCCCUCCUCUCUCCCCCAGAGAGAGAGACAGACAGGGAGCUGGAGAGCGAGAGGUUGGGAGAAAGAGGGGGAGACAGAGACAGAGACAGACAGACAGACAGCGGUGGGCAGGGUGAGACAGAGAGAGACAGGGACUCUGUCUCUCUGUGGAGGAGGAGCAGGAUGGUUUUGUCGGGGUCUGAAACGACCCCCAGCUCUUCUUGGGACUGGUCAGACUAGCAGCCAUCUUUUGUUUUACUGUUUGUUCAAUUUGGUUCUUAAUAAUCCUCACAUUCCUUCUGCUGGUUCUACUGGGAGCUGCCCAGUAGAACACAUUCAACCACAGUGCUACGGGGGGACAGAAUCCUGAAAUAAAAAGUAUUUUCCCAAAAGGAUUAUUAAAUGUGUUCUGAUUACAAA